AUCAUCGAUGAGUUGGGCAGAGGAACCAGUGUUGAAGAGGGCGUCGGCUUCUGUUUCGCCAUUUGUGAACAAUUGCUUCAAACAAAAGCGUUGACACUCUUUGCCACACAUUUCACGGAAAUGACAAAACUAGAGGACUUCUACUACAAUGUCUCGAACUUUCAUUUCGGUGUCAAUCACUCCGUUAUCGAUGAGAUCAAUACAAAUUCCUAUACGUUUACACACGUUCUGGAGGCCGGAGCCACUCAGGAAGUGCUAUACGGUCUCCAAUUGGCUAAUAUGACGGCAAUUGAUCCCAUUAUUCUACAUAACGCAGAAGUUAUUGCACAACAAUUGCUUCAAACUUUUCACAAAUCAAUCGUAACGACACAAAUGGAUUCAGCGAAGAGAGCGAAAUAUAGGUUGACAUCAAUGUUGAAGUCAUUGUCAAGUGAUGGACAGAUACCAGAUGUGGAGGCACUCAACGAACUCCUCAUUAAAUACCAAACAGACAUUCAAAGCGGAACACAAGAUGAUAGCCAAAUGGAAAAUGAUUUCAGUUUAAUAUAAUUUAAUAAUUAGUUCAUACAAUCGCCACAAAAUAAUUUCAUAUCAUUUAUAAAUCUAAACAAUUAUCUAAAAAACAAAUCUACGGUUCAAUUGAUUCCGAUUUCUUCUCAUCGAUGUCUUCAUUGUUUUGGAUGUCGUGUAACAUUAACUAUAGG
Medioppia subpectinata is the source of this 704-nucleotide messenger RNA. The record is from the annotation of a GenBank genome assembly. Lineage: Eukaryota; Metazoa; Arthropoda; Arachnida; Sarcoptiformes; Oppiidae.